AUGGUGUUUGCAACCUUGGCUAGCUCUGUCCAUCCUUCAUCCAUCAUAGACAGUACCGCUUUGAUCCCUAGCCGUGAGGCUUUAUUAAGGCAACUCGAUGAGCUACGAGCGCUGUUCCAAAAAUCCGUCCAUGAAUUUGAACUAGUUGUGAAACCAAAGAAAAAGUCUUUCAAGUGGAUCGCGAACCUAGAGACCGUGACACUGGCGACCUUCGCUGAUGCUAUCUUCAACAAGUACCCUCAGGAGGAUAAAAAAGACGUGGUCUUUGAUUUGACAACGUCAACAGACGUGAAGGAAACAUACUAUCCCAGAACAGACACUCAAUUCCGGGAAAUUCUGCGGGUACUGGUUGCCAAAAAUAUCCGGAUGAUGACGGUGACGAUAGAAACCCCCUGUAAAGCCUUCAGUGACUGGAGUUUUGCGGAAGUCUGCCGUCACUAUGAACUUUCUUUAUAUGAUGAUCCAGCGAUUACAGAAGUCUUCCCAAUUUUCGAGCCUGGCAUCAAAGACCUUGACAACGAAUCGGAGCAGGCUGCGCUCAAGCAGCUCCUAGCGGAAUUGAACGCACGAAUCAAGGGUACCCCCUAUGAUCAAGCGAAGGAAGCAACGAA
Paraglomus occultum is the source of this 611-nucleotide messenger RNA. NCBI's taxonomy places the organism in Eukaryota, Fungi, Glomeromycota, Glomeromycetes, Paraglomerales, Paraglomeraceae. The record is from the annotation of a GenBank genome assembly.